AUGGCAUGCCUGGGCGUGGACAGGUCAACAGUGACCAACAGUCUGGACCCCACAAGAAAGGAAAUUGUACAAGUCGGUCUCAUGGAUGACGUCACGUUUGGUUAUUUUGCUUUGGCCAGUUUGGUCAUCAUCGGUGGAGUUAUCAACAUUGCUGGUCUCAUCUUCAACAGUAUCAACAUCAUCGUCUUCAUCAAACUGGGCUUCACCGAUACCAUCAACAUCUCUUUGUUGAGUCUUGCCAUAGCGGACAUCGGUAUACACAUCACGAUGAUUGGCUAUGUGGUCAUCUACAGCCCUGAAAUGACACAGGAUAAAACAAACAUCGAACUCAUUUAUGCCGUGAGUUAUCUGAUCUUAGGCUGGCCUCACGUGAUGUUUAGCCGUAUUUCCGGUUGUCUGACAGCUUUUAUAAGUUUGGAAAGAUUCCUCUGUAUAGCUGUGCCACUGAAGGUCAAGACGCUAAUCACAAAGAAACGAACAGCGAUAAUUUCUUGCAGUAUUUAUGGCUUCAUGAUUUGUAGUGUCAUCCCAGCCUUUGUUGCCAACAAAAUUGGACCAAAAUUUGACACAGAAUCGAAUGUAACUGUGAUUGGUCUAAUUACAAUUGAUAAUAGUGACGCUAUAGAAAACAUCAGUUUGGCCAUCACAAAUUUUGUCGAGCUGGCCGUGUUUGCUCUUGUCGUCAUCUUUACUGUUGGCUUGAUACAGAAAUUUGUGGACAUUUCCAAGUGGAGGAAACAUGCGGCAUCGGCUUCUAAAAUUAGAACGCUUUCAACACGCGAUAACGUGUUGGUCAAAAUGGUUUUAUUUAUAUCUGGCGUAUUUAUAAUCUGUUCAUUUCCGGGUGUAGUGGGAACGAUUGCACUACUUUUCGCCAAGGAUUACAACGUCAAAGGGAAAGAAGUCUAUGUUUUCCUCGCCAGCUUCUCCGUGUUUUUGAACAUCGCAUCCCUGAACUCUACUGUCAGUAUUUUUAUUUACCUGAGGAUGAGCUCCAGGUUCAAACAAGUUUUCCGGGCGUUUUUUGUCAGCAGCGUCCCUGUGUGUGCCCCAGUUUAUAAGGAUUAA
This is a messenger RNA of Physella acuta, 1068 nucleotides long. RefSeq lists its product as uncharacterized. Lineage: Eukaryota; Metazoa; Mollusca; Gastropoda; Physidae. The record is from RefSeq and is a predicted model, not a curated record. Gene Ontology annotation, cellular component: membrane. Gene Ontology annotation, biological process: G protein-coupled receptor signaling pathway. Gene Ontology annotation, molecular function: G protein-coupled receptor activity.